GCGCUCUGGGCCCGGCCGCCAGACCCGCCGCCGCGUCCCUGCCCCGGAGCCCCGCCCAGGAGGCCGGGCCGGCCCGCGGCGCCACCGUUCGCGGGAGAAUUGGAAAAUAGAGGGAAGGUGGAAGAAUCGCCCACAGUUUCACUACUUGAACAUAAUUUCCCACGUUUGUUCAUUCCCGUCAGGUAUGUUUUCAUAGACCAAACCUGCCUUUUGAGCUCCACCAUACCUGCAGCCCAUGAACCUCCAGGCCUAAAUAUCCCACAGACGCUUCAAAUCACAGCUUCAAAAUGGAACACCUUCCCAUAAAAUAAUAGUGCAAGUAAGGCCUAACGAGAGCGAGAGAGUGGAGACAGUAGACGUGGGAUACUUUUCCGCUGACAUCACCACAUACAGCGGUCUCCAGUCUAAUAGGUGCUGUUCAAAAUACCAUUCACCAAGAUCUCCCCCCACAGCCAGUUGGUGCAAUCCUGGGGUUCUGUCUGCUGUGGUAGUCUUCCUGGCCUCCUCUGUGAUCUGGGCAUGAAGAUUUCCUCCCACCUACCUCAUGGAAGGCUCCAUGAAGAUGCUCUCAGCAUAUUAAAAAAUUUUGGAUGAAAAAUAAUUAAUUCCCACUACAGGCCGUGUGGCCUAAUAACAUGACAAAGAAGCUGAAAUCUAUGAUGAAUGUGUCUUCUUUUCAUCCCGCCAGAGACUACAAUUGUUCCUACGUAUAACCUAAUUUGGAGAUAGUUAUGUCAAAAACCUAAAUUUGAAGCUCAGGCCAAAUGCUUCCUCAACCCAAAUCCCAUCGGCCCUGCCUCAAACAAAGAAGUCAUUACCGAUGUUUGGUGAAUGAAGGAAUGAAGGAAGGAGGGAAGGAAGAAAAGAAGGAAGGGAGGAAGGAAAGAAAAGACACAUUUAACAUGGUUAAAUAACGGGUUAAAAACGAAGAGAAGAUUUUGUUAACUGCCAACUGCAGGACGUUUGGGAAAGUUUAUUGCCACGGUAACAACCCCCCAAUCUCUAGGCUGUCUGCAGCGGCUCAGAACGUGUAAACCAAGUUUGCACGUGGGCUCCGCACGCUCGGCACCACAUCUGAGGAGCCCCUACCUCCUGAGUGCGCGCCCGCCCGCACCGGAGCCCCGCCCGCACCGGAGCCCCGCGGAAACUCGCCGACCUUCCCCACCGGAAGUGACGUGUCCACGGCCUAGCAACCGUUGCCAAGGAGCUCGUCUCUAGGAACCCAUUAGAGCCCGGAUGCCUCCUGGGGGGAAAGUGGUUUCGUGAGGAGAAUUUGAGUUUAAAUUAUAAGGCCUAAUUAUGAGUGAUCAAAUCAAAUUCAUCGUGGACAAUCUCAAUAAGGAGCCUUUUAGGAAGAACUAUAAUUUAAUCACAUUUGAUUCCCUGGAGCCAAUGCAACUAUUACAAGUUCUCAAUGAUGUUCUGGCUGAGAUUGACCCAAAGCAAGUUGUGGAUAUCCGAGAGGAGAUGCCAGAGCAGACAGCCAAACGGAUGUUGAGCCUUCUUGGUAUCCUUAAAUACAAACCUCCAGGAAAUGCCACGGACAUGAGUACCUUUCGUCAGGGCCUGGUGAUUGGAAGUAAACCUGUAAUUUAUCCAGUGCUCCACUGGCUUCUUCAGAGGACUAAUGAACUGAAGAAAAGAGCAUAUUUAGCUCGUUUUUUAAUAAAACUUGAGGUACCAAGUGAGUUUCUUCAGGAUGAAACUGUGGCUGAUACCAAUAAACAGUAUGAAGAGUUGAUGGAAGCCUUUAAAACUUUGCAUAAAGAAUGUGAACAGCUCAAGACAUCUGGAUUUUCUACAGCAGAAAUACGAAGGGAUAUCAGUGCGAUGGAGGAAGAAAAGGAUCAGCUCAUUAAGAGAGUUGAACGUUUGAAGAAAAGGGUGGAGACAGUUCAGAAUCAUCAACGGAUGCUUAAAAUAGCAAGACAACUUCGAGUUGAGAAAGAGAGAGAAGAAUUUCUUGCCCAACAGAAACAGGAACAAAAGAAUCAGCUAUUUCAUGCAGUGCAGAGACUACAAAGAAUACAAAACCAGCUGAAAAGUAUGCGCCAUGCAGCAGCAGAUGCGAAGCCUGAAAGCUUAAUGAAGAGGCUAGAGGAGGAGAUAAAGUUUAAUUCAUAUAUGGUAACUGAAAAAUUUCCUAAAGAAUUAGAGAACAAGAAAAAAGAAUCGCAUUUUUUACAAAAAGUGGUUUCAGAGCCUGCUAUGGGCCAUUCUGAUCUUCUUGAACUUGAAUCUAAAAUAAAUGAAAUAAACAAACAGAUCAAUCAGCUGAUUGAAAAGAAAAUGAUGAGAAAUGAGCCAAUUGAAGGCAAACUGUCGCUAUAUAGGCAACAGGCAUCCAUCAUUUCUCGUAAAAAAGAAGCCAAAGCUGAGGAACUUCAGGAAGCAAAGGAGAAGUUAGCUAACCUAGAGAGAGAGGUGUCAGUAAAGACAAAUCAGACCCGUGAAUUUGAUGGCACCGAAGUUUUGAAGGGAGAUGAGUUCAAACGAUACGUCAGUAAACUUCGAAGCAAGAGUACGGUUUUCAAAAAGAAGCAUCAGAUAAUAGCUGAAUUUAAAGCUGAAUUUGGCCUUUUGCAAAGGACAGAAGAACUUCUUAAGCAACGUCAUGAAAACAUUCAACAUCAACUGCAAACUAUUGAGGAGAAAAAGGGUGUAUCCGGAUAUAGUUACACCCAAGAAGAACUGGAAAGAGUAUCUGCACUGAAGAGUGAAGUUGAUGAAAUGAAAGGACGGACACUGGAUGACAUGUCAGAAAUGGUUAAAAAACUAAAUUCUCUGGUGUCUGAAAAGAAGUCAGCUCUAGCUCCAGUUAUAAAAGAGCUACGACAAUUGCGUCAGAAAUGUCAAGAACUAACCCAAGAGUGUGAUGAAAAGAAAUCCCAGUAUGAUAGCUGUGCAGCAGGCCUCGAAAGCAAUCGGUCCAAAUUAGAACAGGAAGUCAGAGGACUUCGUGAAGAAUGUCUUCAAGAAGAAAGUAGAUACCAUUAUACGAAUUGUAUGAUUAAGAACCUAGAAGUACAGCUUCGUCGUGCCACCGACGAAAUGAAGGCGUAUGUCUCUGCUGAUCAACAAGAAAAAAGAAAGGCAAUUAGGGAACAGUAUACCAAAAAUAUUGCUGAACAGGAAAACCUUGGAAAGAAACUCCGGGAAAAACAAAAAGCUGUACGAGAAAGUCAUGGUCCAAAUAUGAAACAAGCAAAAAUGUGGCGUGAUUUUGAACAAUUGAUGGAAUGUAAGAAACAGUGCUUUCUGAAACAACAAAGCCAAACUUCCAUUGGUCAGGUAAUUCAGGAGGGAGGAGAGGAUCGGCUGAUACUCUGAGUUCAUGUGUCAUCGUUUGGGGUUUUAGUUGAUACUACUAGCUAUAACCGUAACCCCACAGUGUAUUUCUUUUCUUGAAAGUGAUUUGUACAGCAUCUUGUUUUCAGAUUAGCCAUUCCGUAUUAAGUUUUCUUGGAAAAUAAUGUUAAAGUAGAUUUAGGUUUUAAAAGUUUUUUAAUAUAAAAAAGAGGCUCUUAUUAUUUUGCUUAGUUUAGAUAUCACUGGUGUCUCCUGAGUUUUAUGAGACAGGAGACGGGGUUUACUAUCUGUAAAUGUAAACAUAUGUCCAUUAAGAAACAUGUAGGGUUUUUUGAAAUGUAAUAACCCAAUGGCUUAAUGUUUUUCUUAAUCUUUUUUUAACUUUAGAGGAAUCUUUUAGGAACUAAUAUCUCUUGUUUUGAAGAAACAUUUAUCUGAAGUUCAGCAAUUCCUACAGUUUCACUUCAGUUUCUUUUUCUUCUGUAAAAUUCAAGCAAAUUUAAUAUUUCACAAAACAUAUUUGUUCUAUUUGUAUUAUUUAAAAGCAAAUAAAACUCGGUGCACAAAUCACUGCUAUUUAUUUAAAAUUUA
This is a messenger RNA of Camelus dromedarius (Arabian camel), 3900 nucleotides long. RefSeq names its product intraflagellar transport 81 (gene IFT81). The record is from RefSeq and is a predicted model, not a curated record. The coding region runs from base 1300 to 3330 and encodes 676 amino acids. Gene Ontology annotation, biological process: cilium assembly; intraciliary transport. Gene Ontology annotation, cellular component: cilium; intraciliary transport particle B; centrosome. Gene Ontology annotation, molecular function: tubulin binding. Lineage: Eukaryota; Metazoa; Chordata; Mammalia; Artiodactyla; Camelidae. The transcript has 23 exons.